This is a messenger RNA of Triticum aestivum (bread wheat), 1311 nucleotides long. RefSeq names its product CASP-like protein 2A1. Lineage: Eukaryota; Viridiplantae; Streptophyta; Magnoliopsida; Poales; Poaceae. The coding region runs from base 311 to 934 and encodes 207 amino acids. The transcript is spliced from 3 exons. The record is from RefSeq and is a predicted model, not a curated record.
CACACGCGGCCGCCGCGAGCGUAGAGGGAGUAGCGCGAAUUCGGAAACGCGACGCAACACGCAGCUGCCGAUCAGUCGACUCGACUCGACUCGUCUCUGCCACCGCGCCAUUAACUGCGCGCAUUCAAGCCACCCCGCUGCGCUCCAACUAACCUCCCCAGCUCCACGCCUUAAAUGCGCGCCUCCCCUCGUCCCGAUCCCCUUUCCUUCAAGCAAGCAAGCAGAGGAGAGGGACCGGGACCGGGAGUGAGAGGAAGUUGAGCUAUUUUCUUCGUCGACGCUGGUUUUUGGCCCCUGACUGCUGGUCGAGAUGUCGAAGAUGGCGGACGAGAAGGUGAUUUCGGCGCCGGCGACCGGCGGAGGGGAGGACGGGCUGAUCGCAGGGGACCUGUCAGCCGCGGAGGCGCGGGUCCGUCCGUUGGAGACGCUGCUGCGCGCCGCGCCUCUGGGGCUCUGCGUCGCCGCCAUGGCCGUUAUGCUCCGUGACACGCAGACCAACGAGUACGGCACCGUCUCCUACUCCGACCUCGGCGGAUUCAAGUACCUGGUUUAUGCCAACGGGCUGUGCGCGGCCUACUCCCUGGUAUCCGCGUUCUACACUGCCGUGCCGCGGCCGGCGACGCUGUCCCGCUCCUGGAUUGUCUUCCUCCUAGACCAGGUGUUCACGUACCUGAUCCUGGCGGCCGGCGCGGCGUCGGCAGAGCUGCUCUACCUGGCGUACAACGGCGACAAGGAGGUGACGUGGAGCGAGGCGUGCGGCGUGUUCGGCGGCUUCUGCAGGCAGGCCCGAACGUCGGUGGCCAUCACCUUCGGCUCCGUCGUCUGCUACAUCCUCCUCUCCCUCAUCUCGUCCUACCGCCUCUUCAGCGCCUACGACGCACCCAUGCCCUCGCUCGGCAACAAGGGCGUCGAGAUCGCUGCCUUCCCGCGCUGAGCCGAGAGGAUCCCUGGCUGCUCUGGCUUGGCUACUCGAUGACGGGUCAAAACUCAAAACACGUACGUACGUAGUAGUAUCGCUGUGUGUGUAGGCGAACGAAAUAAUCUGUAAGGGCUCAUAGUUAAUUUCAAGCUACAUAUAGUGCAUCUGCCUCUCUUCUUUUUACUUGAUUCUAUAUACACUGUACUAGCUUUGAAUCUUCUGCUGUGAGGCUGUGGUGGAUUAAUUGAUGCGUUCCAAAAAUGCGAACCUAGUUCCGUUGCAGGCACCCAGGUGAUCUAUGUAACUACGAUGAGCUUCCUCAUUUAAGGAGUUCAGUUGCUUGUAAGGUGCUUGAAGCAAAGCAAAAUCAAUACUCUUUCCGUUCACAAAUA